UUCAAUUUUCAAUGUCAUGGCCAUUCCAGAGAGAAAAGGUCUAAGUUCAGAGCUGUGAAUUUUUCUGGCUGCUUUCCAUGGAGGGAGGCUGGAGUGAGCUUUGCCCUGGGCUGACACUGUUCCUUGUCACUGAUUAACCAGCUUUGUAGGAAGGCAGCUUCACUGACAUCCUGUUCCGCCUGGAGAGUGAUACUUGGCAAAGCUUUGGAGAGCAGAAAAAUGUCCACUCGCUAUCACCAAGCUGCUAGUGAUAGCUACCUGGAACUUCUGAAGGAGGCUACCAAGAGAGAUCUGAAUCUUUCUGAUGAAGAUGGCAUGACUCCCACACUCCUAGCAGCCUAUCAUGGGAACUUGGAAGCCCUAGAAAUAAUCUGCAGCAGAGGAGGGGAUCCUAAUAGAUGUGACAUCUGGGGAAAUACUCCUUUACAUUAUGCAGCCUCCAAUGGUCAUGCCCACUGCGUCUCAUUCCUGAUAAACUUUGGUGCCAACAUCUUUGCUCUGGACAAUGACUUACAGUCUCCACUGGAUGCUGCUGCCAGCAGAGAGCAGAAUGAAUGUGUCGCUCUUCUGGAUAAGGCUGCCACCUCCCAGAACAUCAUGAACCCCAAGAAAGUCACCAGGCAGAAGGAGCAGGCUCAGAAGAAUGUCAAGAAGCAGAUCAAAGAGUGUGAGAGGCUCCAGGAGAAGCACCAAAAUAAGAUGGCCCGCACAUACAGCAAGGAGGAAUCUGGGACUCUUUCUUCUUCCAAGGGAACUUUCUCUAGGUCACCCCUUUCAAAUGCUUCUGCUUCUAACACAUUUGGGUCACUGUCUAAGAGUAUUAAAGAUACCCUCAAGCUUAAGUUCAAGAAGAACAAAGAUACAGCAGAGCAGUUAGGGGAUGGGAGCAGAAGUGGGCAGAAGAAUGUGAUGGAAGUGUUCAGAGAGGAUGAGGAAGACGAAUUCUCAGGGGACUUCAUAGAGAAGCUCCAGCUAUCUGCAGAGGGGGACAGCUGUAUGCAACACGAAUCCAUUCUCAACCGUCCAGGUCUAGGAAAUGUUGUUUUUGGAAGGAAUAGAAUAUUCAGCCCUGAAGACAUCUCAGACAGCAGGAGGGAGCUGGGGUUUACAAUGCCCAGUGAAUUGCUUCAGAGACAAGGAGAAGCUGAGGCUGAUGAAGAGGGAGAGGAAAACAACCAUGAAGAUGAUCUGCCUUGGGAUGAGGAUGAAGUGGACUGGGAGGAAGAUGUGGUUGAUGCUACUCCCCUGGAAGUGUUCUUGCAGUCCCACUACUUGGAAGAAUUUCUUCCUAUUUUCAUGAGAGAACAGAUUGAUCUGGAAGCUCUGCUGCUUUGCUCUGAUGAGGACCUUCAGAGCAUACAAAUGCAGCUGGGUCCCAGGAAGAAAGUUCUUAAUGCCAUAAAUAGAAGGAAGCAGGUGCUACAACAGCCUGGGCAGUUGGUUGACACCAAUCUCUGAUGGAGUGUUGGGUCAACAGGCUGAGUCUAUAGAGGUGUGGGUGAUGCUGUGGCCCACUGGAGAUAUUCCAGGCAAUACCUACUCUGUACCCAAUACCAGACUACCGGGUUUCUAAGGUUUUGGAGGUGUCCACCUAAGAAAGAAGCCCAAAUUCUACUCUGAGAAAUACUCUGUACCUAAAUUCAUAUAAACCACUAGUGAGAAACUCAAGGAGGUAAGAAAUGGGAAUAAGGAAAUGACCUCUUCAAUUAUCUUUUUGAUAUUUUUGAAUAUAGAAAGGAUUAAAUGGAUGACAGAGAACAGAAAAGACUUUAUUUCCUAACUCUGAACUUAAAAUUAUAGUCUCCUAUCACACUGCUGCUGCUGCUGCUAAGUCGCUUCAGUCGUGUCCAACCCUGUGCGACCCCAUAGAUGGCAGCCCACCAGGC
Molecule: messenger RNA, 1886 nt
Organism: Odocoileus virginianus texanus
Lineage: Eukaryota; Metazoa; Chordata; Mammalia; Artiodactyla; Cervidae
Gene: ANKS4B
Product: ankyrin repeat and sterile alpha motif domain containing 4B
Biological process (GO): brush border assembly
Molecular function (GO): protein binding
Source: RefSeq, a predicted model, not a curated record